Messenger RNA from Phoenix dactylifera (date palm), 1508 nucleotides. Its product is annotated as putative methyltransferase At1g78140, chloroplastic. Gene Ontology annotation, molecular function: S-adenosylmethionine-dependent methyltransferase activity. The record is from RefSeq and is a predicted model, not a curated record. NCBI's taxonomy places the organism in Eukaryota, Viridiplantae, Streptophyta, Magnoliopsida, Arecales, Arecaceae.
GACAUCUACUCAGAAAAUAUAUAGCAGGGGGGACGAGGAAGAACAGCGGAGAGAAUGGCCGCGGCCGUGGGGAGCCUGAGGGCCUUCGUUCCUCGUCGCUGCCUCCGCAACCGUGGGUGUCCAAGCGCGAAGCCUCCGCUCUCGGUUCGGAUUCGAGCCUCCUCUUCCGUCACCGCCAGCGUCGAGGCUAACCCCGUGGAUCCUAUUCCAGAUGCAAAAGUUAGCACUGGGAUGAAUAAUUUAGGCUGUCCUGUUUGUUAUUAUCCAUUAAUCAGUAAAAGUAAUGCAAGCCAAACUGUAGCAUCACCAGCUGGGUCUGAUGUUGAAUGCCAUAUUUGCAAGAAAGAUUACUUCAAUAAUGGAAUAUAUCUGGAUCUGACAGUAUCUAGUGGCUCAAAAGAGUACACUGAAACUGUGCCAGCUGGAACAGAACUUUUUAGGAGUCAAUUGGUUUCAUUUCUUUAUGAAAGGGGAUGGCGACAAAAUUUCAUAUGGGGUGGUUUCCCUGGCCCACAAAGAGAGUUUGAAAUGGCUAAAGUUUACCUUACACCAACCAUUGGAGGAACUAUUGUCGAUGCAAGUUGUGGAAGUGGCUUGUUUUCAAGGCUAUUUGCUGAAAGUGGAAUGUAUUCACUUGUUGUUGCUUUGGAUUUCUCAGAGAAUAUGCUGCUGCAGUGUGAUGAAUUCAUUAAGCAGAAGGGCAUUUCAAAAGAGAAUUUAAUCUUGGUCAGAGCUGAUAUCUCUAGACUUCCAUUUAUUUCAAGUUCCAUUGAUGCUGUGCAUGCUGGUGCUGCAUUACAUUGUUGGCCUUCACCAUCCACUGCUGUCGCAGAAAUAAGUCGAGUACUCCGCCCUGGAGGUGUAUUUGUUGCCACAACAUUUGUUCUUGAUACUAUUCCUCCAGCUGUUCCAAUCUUCAGAGCAAUACGUGAGCUUUAUACCCGAACCUCAGGCCAACACCUCUAUCUGUCAGAAGGUGAACUCGAAGAUAUCUGCAGUGCAUGUGGUUUGAUUGGUUUUACGCGCAUCAGGAAUGGAUCCUUUAUCAUGAUCUCUGCAACCAAACCGGGCUAAUCAUCCUGUUGAUGUCAACCAUUGUGCUGAUCAUCAGUAGUCUCUAUAACAAGUUAUUUUUAAAGCUGCAUCAUUGGAAUGGCCAAUAUUUGUUUGUUCUCUUGUACAUGGGUUAAGGUUUUUGGUGGUUGGUGGUGGCUUCUUGUCUUUCAAGAAACUUAAUACAGAUUACUCUGGCGGGUGCAUGGCCCAAGUCAUCUAUACACCAUUGAAGGACAUGAUUAUAGUUUUGUUAGAAAAAGGGGACAUCUGCGUAUGUUUGUUCAUAGAGAUUAGCUUAGUCGCUUCCUUAAAUAAUCAAAAUUUGCAUGAGAAGAUUCACCCCAUUUUAGCUAGCAAGAGGGAGGCAGUUAAUCAUCUGAUCUAUUGAUUUAUAACUUGGUUUGUAUGCCUACUUCCUAUCUGACCUAUCAAUUAAAGAAAUGUUCUAGUUC